Molecule: messenger RNA, 1270 nt
Organism: Alosa sapidissima (American shad)
Lineage: Eukaryota; Metazoa; Chordata; Actinopteri; Clupeiformes; Clupeidae
Product: ELL-associated factor 1-like
Exons: 7
Coding region: 1-723 (240 amino acids)
Biological process (GO): negative regulation of epidermal growth factor-activated receptor activity; signal transduction
Cellular component (GO): plasma membrane; membrane raft
Molecular function (GO): SH3 domain binding; ubiquitin protein ligase activity; receptor tyrosine kinase binding
Source: RefSeq, a predicted model, not a curated record
AUGGGGGCCAUGAACUUCCUUCCCCUCCUGCAGAAGUCAGAUGGGCACACCUGUCCAUACUGCCGCUGUGACAUCCGAGGGACCGAGUCUGUCCUCAUCGAGCCUUACCUGCCCGGCCAAGGCAGCGGGUUCAUCACGUGCGAGCCAGAGGAUGAGGAUGAUGAUGACCACGAGGAUGUGGAGCAAGUGAUGAAGAAGCUGGCCUCCAUGAAAAAGAAGGCAUCAUCGGAGGACUAUCAGACCCCUAGUAGACCAGUGGACUCCAGUCUCAUGCCGCCUCCGCUGCCCCCAAAACUUGCCGCCACGUCUCCAUGCCCCUCCCCACGACUCCCACCUCGGUCCCCAAUGGCAGAAGCACGUGCCAAUCAUUCACACAACAGACUGCAGAGCAACGAUAAGAGCAGGAAGUCAUCAGCAAUGAAAGUCCAACAGGAAGAGCCUUGCAGAGGAGGAUGGGAGGAUUCUGGGAGCUCUCCUGCCCCAUACACCCGUUCACCCUCCCACAAUGAAGACUCAAACUCUGAAUCAAGCAGGCCAUCCUCCUCCCAGUCUGGCAAAAGCAAUGAUGUGCCCUGGUCAGGGUCCGCAUCCUCAUCCUCAUCCUCAGGGAGAAAGAAGAGGGACAAAGUGCGGGGAAUGACGGAGGACAGAAGUGAGAGGGAGGGUAGAUUGAGUGAAGCACUCGGGACUCAUACGGUUAGACAGAAACACAUGUCCUCCUGACAAUCAUUUUAACAACAUCGUAGAGGAGCUACAGUACUUCCUACUAGAAGGGACCAUGGACUGAAAGACAAGCAACAAUUACUAUCACAUGACUAAAGAUUACACAUAUAUUAACGAUAAUAUGUGUAUAUGAAUGUCUGCUAUGAAUAUAUUUGACCUGUUCAGACUGACUAAAUUUUAAACAUAUAAUGUAAACAUAUAAAAUGUAAAUGACCAAACUAAUGUUGCCUGGAAAUAGUUAAAUCCUUGUUUUGUAUAGAACAUUAUGGUUCUGAAACUGAUUUUAAUUUAUGCAUUAUACGUUUAAACUUUUGUUUUGGAGGAACGUGAUUCAAGUGAUAUAGAUAUCUGACAUGUUUUGAGCCAAGACACUACCUCAUAUUAUCAGAAGCACAAGCAAAGGUUUCAGAAACGAAUGAAAGCAGCGAAAAUUACAGACAUAAUUCAAAAAGCAAACAUGCCAUGCUUCGGUAUUUCAACAUCUGACAAAAUACUUGCUCACUUGAAUGGACAUUCACCUAAUUCUUAAAAAACACUGUGUGCCUGA